Molecule: messenger RNA, 969 nt
Organism: Caenorhabditis remanei
Lineage: Eukaryota; Metazoa; Nematoda; Chromadorea; Rhabditida; Rhabditidae
Exons: 8
Coding region: 1-969 (322 amino acids)
Biological process (GO): animal organ morphogenesis; neuron development; regulation of transcription by RNA polymerase II
Cellular component (GO): nucleus
Molecular function (GO): RNA polymerase II cis-regulatory region sequence-specific DNA binding; DNA-binding transcription factor activity, RNA polymerase II-specific
Source: RefSeq, a predicted model, not a curated record
AUGAAUCUGGUGGCGUUGUUUGACACGGAGGAUGCAUCAUCAGAGAUAGAGGAGAUCUUGGCACAGUUCGAAAAUCCUACAUUUCCAUUGGAAGAGAUCAACACAGAAAAAGAUGAAGAAUGGCAACCUUUGGAACGAAAAUAUAAAGAUGGGGUCAAUCAAAUCAAAGAGGAAAUGCUCACAAAACUAGGACACUUGGAAAAAGAUUUGGAAACAUCAUUAACCCACAGUGAGAAGGUUCUCAAAAGCCAUCGAGACUUCAGACCAAUUGAUGAAAGGGACUACUGUAACAUCCGGCAAAGUAUCAAUAAGCACUUUGAUCAGGCCAAAAUCAACCUUCGUGGAGAAGCUGCAACCAAAAUUCUUGUUCUCCGGAGAGACAUUGAGCAACAGGGUCGGAAACGUCGUAACUUUGACAAGAAUACAACGGACACUCUACAAAACUGGUUCCACGAUCACCGUCAAAAUCCGUAUCCUUCCGACCAGGAGAAAGCAGAAUUAGCAAAACAGUGUAAUAUCAAAAUUUCUCAGGUAAACAAUUGGUUUGGAAAUCAAAGAAUUCGUUCAAAACAGCAAGCUCUGAGAAUGGAGGAAGAGGAAAGAAGACGUCUUGCACAACUUGCUGCUGACGAGGCGCAAGCUAUGCAGAAUGCACUUGCUGAUGCUACUGUAGUUGCUUCUCAGAAUCUGGUCAACUCGAGUCUUCUCAAUCUUCCUUUGGUCAAUCCUGCCAUGCAGGCUAUGGUUAUACCCGCUGUCCAACCAACUGUUAUCAAUAACACAAAUGGGUUUCUUCAACAACCUAACUAUUUUCCAGUCGGAGGACAGUUGCCAUUGACUGAUAAUGGAAAUGGACAGCAGUUUUACACGACUGACUUCGAGACCUUUGGACUUGUACAGCAACAGCAGGAUGUGGAGCAGCAACAGCAACAACAGCAGCAGUUUACCGCUAUGAACUAUUUGGGAUAA